GUGGGAAAUGAAGUCAUUUAAUAACACUUCCGUUUGGUGAUUCGGUCCGUGACUCUUUCCUUUAUUCGCGCUACUUUUAGCAAGAACAUGUCCAACUAUACCGCUGAUACAGAACGGCCUCAAGAAGAGAAAGGAGGCAUUCAGGAGGUUCAGGAUGGAAUUAUUGAGAGCAACUGGGACCAGGUUGUGGACAACUUUGAUGACAUGAAUCUCAGGGAGGAGCUGCUCCGUGGUAUAUACGCCUACGGCUUUGAGAAGCCAUCAGCCAUUCAGGCUCGAGCCAUUCUACCAUGCAUUAAAGGCCGAGAUGUGAUAGCGCAAGCCCAGUCUGGUACAGGUAAGACUGCAACCUUCUCCAUCGCAAUUCUGGAGCAGUUGAAGGUUGACUUCCCUGAAUGCCAGGCCCUCGUCUUGGCGCCAACACGAGAGUUGGCUCAACAGAUCCAGAAGGUGAUGAUUGCCCUUGGAGACUACAUGGGUGCCCAAUGUCACGCCUGUAUAGGUGGCACUGCGGUGAGAGACGACAUGCAGCGCCUCCAGAGUAGCACCGUGCACGUCGUCGUAGGCACCCCCGGGCGGGUGCACGACAUGAUCAACCGACGGGCUCUUGACCCCCGCAGCAUCAAGAUGUUCGUGCUAGAUGAGGCUGAUGAGAUGUUGUCUCGAGGGUUCAAGGACCAGAUCUAUGAUGUGUUCAGGUUCAUGCCCCAGGACAUCCAGGUAAUCCUGCUGUCGGCCACAAUGCCGGAUGAAGUUCUAGAGGUGACGAAGCGAUUCAUGCGUGACCCAAUCCGUAUCCUUGUCAAGAAGGAGGAGCUGACUCUUGAGGGUAUCCGACAGUUCUACAUUCAAGUAGAGAAGGAGGAGUGGAAGUUGGACACUCUGUGUGACCUGUACGAGACCCUCACUAUAACCCAGGCUGUGAUAUUCUGCAACACACGCAGAAAGGUCGACUGGCUCACCGAGAAAAUGCUCUCCAGAGAUUUCACCGUCUCAGCCAUGCACGGCGACAUGGACCAGAAGGAGAGGGACGUGAUCAUGCGUGAGUUCCGUACCGGCUCCAGUCGUGUUCUGAUCACCACAGAUCUGCUGGCCCGUGGCAUCGACGUGCAGCAGGUCUCCCUGGUCAUCAACUAUGACCUGCCUGCUAACAGGGAAAACUACAUCCACAGGAUUGGUCGUGGAGGUAGAUUUGGACGAAAGGGGGUUGCUAUAAACUUUAUUACCCGCGACGAUGAGAGAACGCUGAGGGAUAUAGAGCAGUUUUACAACACUCAAAUCGAGGAGAUGCCCAUGAAUGUAGCAGACCUGAUUUAGAGGAAUUUGCACUCAUUGUUGUUACCGCGCUUCAAAACAAAUCGACUACUACUACUGCGACUGUUGAGGAUUUGCGAUAUUUAUUUAGUGUGAAAAGGUCAUUAGUAUCGAGGUUUUUGAGUCGUCGGUACUCGUGACAGUGCCGUCAUUUUUAUCAAAACUGUGACAUUUUCUGCUAGCAGAGGAUUUAACUGUUUAUUGUCAUUUUGCUGUAUUGACUAGUGUUGUUUUGAAUAUUUGUCUGUGGUAAAGCUUUGACACGAUUUAGCAGAUUAAUUGGACUCCCUUUGUCAGCCAAACGCUGUAAACAGGGAAGCUAAUUAAAUAAAUUAAAUAUUUGCAUUAAUGUUUAUGUAGUUUUUGUUUGUAUAUAAUUUAUAUACAACUUUCAACAUAUUUUUGGAAUUUCAUUGUUUGUAUUAUGUGACAUAGUUAUUAUAAGGAAACUUUUGUGGCAAAGGGAUUGUUUCCCAUUUGGAGGGUGCACCCCAUAGGGGACCCUUUGGGUAAUCCAAAAGGUCCACUGAAUUUUCCUUUCCAAAAUCUGCUGUAAAUAGAUAUUUUGACUAAGUGCUUGUGUAUUGUAGUUAUUGUCUCUUUAAAUAGUUAUUAAUCAAUACCAAACUUUUGCUAUUAUCCCUACCUUCUGUUAAUUAAUUUUAUUUCUGAGUUUUCAUUUUUCUGUUUAAGCAACAGUUGUUAAAGUGCUAUGGAUUCAGCAAUGGAUGCAUGUUUUUCAGAUUUUUGCACGAACUGUGCUAAAAAUAGGGUGCCGUCGUUGUUAAUAGACUAUUGUUGCGAUUUUAAAUUUGUUCAGCGGUAUCAACAUCAUGUUUUGUUCAAUCGAAGCCAUAGGUGUAUUAAACAAUUAUACAAUUUCA
Dreissena polymorpha is the source of this 2198-nucleotide messenger RNA. RefSeq names its product eukaryotic initiation factor 4A-I-like. NCBI's taxonomy places the organism in Eukaryota, Metazoa, Mollusca, Bivalvia, Myida, Dreissenidae. Bases 88 to 1317 code for a protein of 409 amino acids. Gene Ontology annotation, molecular function: RNA binding; ATP binding; RNA helicase activity. The transcript is spliced from 10 exons. The record is from RefSeq and is a predicted model, not a curated record.